Molecule: messenger RNA, 2493 nt
Organism: Eublepharis macularius
Lineage: Eukaryota; Metazoa; Chordata; Lepidosauria; Squamata; Eublepharidae
Product: vomeronasal type-2 receptor 26-like
Exons: 6
Coding region: 1-2493 (830 amino acids)
Biological process (GO): G protein-coupled receptor signaling pathway
Cellular component (GO): membrane
Molecular function (GO): G protein-coupled receptor activity
Source: RefSeq, a predicted model, not a curated record
AUGGGGAACCCUAUCAUUGGUGGCGGCUUCUCCCUAUAUCUUGCUGGAUGUGACCCUCCAACCUUUCAGAAGCCUUUGGGUGUUGUGGAUAUUUUCACAAAAUGGAUGCUACCUAAAAACUACCAGCAUAUCUUGGCCUUUGUGUUUGCUGUCCAUGAGAUCAAUGAGCAUCCAAAGCUCUUACCCAACAUCACUCUGGGUUUUCGCAUAACCAACAACAACUACUACGGAAGACUUACCUAUGCCACCACACUGCAAUUGCUGAGUGACCGAGGGAGAUGGGCUCCUAAUUACAAGUGUGACACACAAGAAAAACUGUGGGCCAUCAUUGGGGGUCUCAGCUCGGAAACCUCCAUCCAGAUGUCAAACAUCAUACGAAUCUACAAGGUGCCACAGCUCAGUUAUGGUUCGUUUGAUCCAGCACUGAGUGAUAAAAGCCAGUUCCCUUUCUUCUAUCGAAUGGUCCCAAAUGAAGCCUCUCAACAUAAAGGAAUAAUCCAGCUCCUCCUGCAUUUCAAGUGGAAGUGGAUUGGCCUUGUUGCUUCAGAUGAUGACACUGGAGAAACAUUUGUGCGGACUCUGUUGGUGUUGCUCACAAAGCAUGGCAUUUGUGCUGCUUUCACUCAGUGGAUCUCAGUCAUAUUUACAAGCACUGGAAAAAGUAUUUAUAUGCAGAUGGAAAAAGCAAAGAGUUCUUUCUCAGAAAGCCAAGUCAAUGUGAUUCUUAUAAAUGGGGACUCACGAACCCUAAUUAUAUUUUCAGUAUGGCUAGAUUACCAAAGUGCAAAAGGAAGUCUUAUCGGGAAAGUUUGGGUCAUGACUGCCCAGUGGGAUUUUACAGCUGUGAAUUCUUGGGCUGUCUGGUUUCUAAGACCCUUUCAUGGUGCUUUGUCUUUCACAAUUCACUCAAAUGAAGUGCCCGGAUUCCGGGAUUUUCUUCAGACUCUGAAUCAGGAGCAUCCCAAUGGUGAUAUCUUCCUCCAGGAUUUUUACAAGUAUGCCAUUGAAAAACUUUAUUUUCUCGACUCCUUAGAUGUCAACAUCACUUGGACAAAGCUGAUGGAUCUUCUUCCAGGAGCAGUGUUUGAAGUUAGCAUGACAGGCCAAAGCUAUAGCACUUACAAUGCAGUCCAUGUUGUAGCUCGUGCUUUAAAUGAAAUGUACUCAUCCAGGCAUAUUCAGAGAAAGUUGGGGAAAAGAGACCGAUGGAAGUUGUGGAAUAUGCCACAAUGGCAGCUUCACCAAGUUUUGAGAACAAUCAGAUUUAAUAACAGUGCAGGGGAUGAAGUCUCUUUUAAUGAAAAUCAAGACUGGGUUGCUGGAUAUGACAUUGUGAAUUGCAUCGUAUUCCCCAAUGAGUCCUUUACUCGAGUGAAAGUUGGAAGGAUGGACCCCCAGGCUUGGAUGGGGCAGGCAUUCUCAAUUAAAGAUGAUAUGAUCACAUGGAACAACUGGUUCAAUCAGACAUUACCUCGUUCUGUAUGCUCUGAGAGCUGCCACUCUGGUUACAGAAAAAGAGAGCAGGAGGGGAAGCCAGUUUGCUGCUACCAAUGUACCCAGUGUCCAGAAGGAAUGAUUUCAAACCAGUCAGAUGCAGGUCACUGUGACAAAUGCUCGGAUGACAAGCAUUCCAAUGACAAUCAUGAUAAUUGUAUUCCCAAAACCAUACACUUCCUCUCCAUCAAUGACACUUUGGGGAUCAUUUCUGUUUUCUCAUCCCUUUGCUUGUCUGUUAUCACAGGUCUGAUACUGGUAACAGUUGUUAAAUAUCGAAACACUCCAAUUGUCAAAGCCAACAACCGAGAUAUCACCUAUAUUCUCCUCCUCUCCCUUCUGCUUUCUUUCCUCUGCUCAUUGCUUUUUAUGGGACAGCCUAGCAAAGUCACCUGUCUUCUCCGGCAAACAACAUUUCUUCUUGUCUUCUCUGUUGCGGUUUCUUCUGUGUUGGCUAAAACCAUCACCGUGAUUCUGGCAUUUGAGGCUACAAAACCAGGAAGCCAGAUGAGGAAAUGGCUGAGGAAGAGGGUCACAAACUCCAUUGUGUUCUUCUGUUCUCUUGGUCAACUUGGAAUCUGUGCUGUCUGGCUAGCAACAAAGCCUCCCUUCCCUGAGUUGGACAUGCACUCCCAAAGCAGAGAGAUCAUAGUCCAGUGUCAUGAGGGCUCCGUCACUAUGUUUUAUUGUGCCCUCAGCUACAUGGGCUUCUUGGCCAUGGUCAGUUUUCUUGUAGCUUUCUUAGCAAGGAAUUUGCCAGAUAGCUUUAAUGAAGCCAAGUUCAUUUCCUUCAGCAUGUUGGUGUUUUGCAGUGUUUGGGUAUGCUUUGUUCCCACUUACCUGAGCACCAAAGGGAAAUAUAUGGUAACUGUGGAGAUCUUCUCUAUCUUGGCCUCUGGGGCAGGAUUGCUCUGUUGUAUCUUUUUCCCAAAAUGUUAUAUUAUAAUCCUAAAGCCCAACCUUAACUCUAAAAGACAUGUUAUGUCUAAAUGGGGUUAA